AUGAUAAUUAAUAACUCCAACGACAGUGCUUUUCGUUUCACUCAUGCCAUGGCAUUCAUAUUUGGCUUGAUAUUCUUGUUUAAGACCAUAAAUUUCUUACAUUCUUGCUUUUUCAGGCCUCCAAGAACUCCCACCAUACUCCACACACCGGUCGAUGUUCCAUCACCUUACGUGUCCGUGUCAGUGGCUGAGUCCUUAGAGCACGGUCACUGCCACGGCCACGUAGACGGUCACAUCGACACGGGUUACGAGAAUUCCCCUAAGAUGUCAUAUUCUGAUGAAGUAAUGAAGAAAAGUAGUGUUGGAGGUGGAUGCAUCAUAUGCUUAGGGGAUUACAAAGAGAUUGAGAUGUUGAGGGUUCUUCCUGGUUGUGGCCAUGUCUUUCACCAAGCUUGUGUUGAUCCAUGGCUCAUGUUACACUCCACAUGCCCCAUAUGCCGAAAAUCAUUGCCACAUGCACCAUAG
This is a messenger RNA of Arachis duranensis, 465 nucleotides long. RefSeq names its product RING-H2 finger protein ATL73-like. The coding region runs from base 1 to 465 and encodes 154 amino acids. Lineage: Eukaryota; Viridiplantae; Streptophyta; Magnoliopsida; Fabales; Fabaceae. The record is from RefSeq and is a predicted model, not a curated record. The transcript has a single exon.